This is a messenger RNA of Capsaspora owczarzaki ATCC 30864, 1880 nucleotides long. RefSeq lists its product as hypothetical. Lineage: Eukaryota; Filasterea; Ministeriida; Capsasporidae. The record is from RefSeq and is a predicted model, not a curated record. Gene Ontology annotation, molecular function: fatty-acyl-CoA binding. The transcript is spliced from 2 exons. Bases 675 to 1724 code for a protein of 349 amino acids.
GUCUUCAUUGAAAAUCUGACAAUGUUCCGCAACGCUCUUUCCCAAGUCGCCCGCCCGGCCCUUCUCCGCGCUCCUGCGACGCGCGCAUUCACGAGCACUGGCGCGCGCGCGCUGGCCCCGUCGGCCGCGUUCGAAAAGGCGCAGAAGGACGUUACGACGCUGCCCGAGAAGCCCGGCAACGACGUCAUGCUGCAGCUGUACGCGCUGUUCAAGCAGGCGUCCGAGGGCAAGAACACCAAGCCGCAGCCGUCGCGCUUCAACUUUGUCGACCGCGCAAAGUGGGACGCCUGGGCCAAGCUCGACUCGCUCAGCCAGGCCGACGCCGAGAAGCAGUACAUUGAGCUCGUCACCAAGCUCCUCAAGGCUGCUGGCAAGGCUUAGUUCUCUCUUUUUUUUUUCUCUUUUUGCUGCCCGCCUCCUCUGGACACCUGAUAUCUCUAUUUCGGAUCCAAAAUAGUCGCUUGUCUGAGAAUGGAAGAACCGCGCAAUGUCGAAAAUCACGUGCUUUCCUUUUCACCUGAUUUCCGUUCUUUCUUUUUAUGGGGAUUUCCGUUCUUCUUCUUUGUUUGGGUUUCUGAGUCUCGUUCUUCUCUGGUUUCUCUUUUGUUCGUGGUUGGGGUUGUGAUUUCUCAGAGGAAAAAAAAAAAAAAACCAGAAAACAAAAUUGUCGUUGGAUGUUUGUUUUUGUUUUUUGGUGCUCUUUGGUUGCAAGCAGUUCUCUGUUAUUGUUAACCAAAUGCAGCGAAAUAGUCAAACUCAACAAAAAGCAAAGCUUCGUUCAACAUCUUUUUCUUGUUUAUGAAGCGGCGCGGGUGAAUGGAGGAAAACCACGGAAAUCGCACAAACUAAACGCUUUGUUCUUGUUGCUGUUCUCAGGUGGCGCCGCCGCUCCAGCUGCUGCCUCAGAAAGCUCUGCCACCACCACCACUACUACUACCCCUGCUUCCUCCGAAUACAAGGACAUUGUCUACACGCUCGACUCGGGCGUGGCGACCAUCCGAUUCAACCGACCCACCCGGAAGAACGCCUUUACGGUGAACACUUACCGCGAGGUCGAGCGCGCACUCAAGCAAGCUGGCGCCGAUCCUGCCGUUCGCGUCGCAGUGCUCACCGGCACGGGUGACAUGUACAGCUCGGGCAACGAUCUGUCCAACUUUUUGAACAUUCCGGAAGGUGGCCCCGAGCAGCUCGCUCGUGAGAGCGCCAAGUUGCUCGAGGACUAUGUUGCCUCGUACAUUCACUUCCCCAAGCUGCUCGUUGCCGCAGUGAACGGCCCGGCCCUCGGUGUUGCCGUGACUGUGCUCGGCUUGGCCGACGUGGUGUUUGCGACCGACCGCGCAACCUUCAAGACCCCCUUCACUGCGCUCGGCCAGAGCCCCGAGGGCUGCUCGUCGUACGUCUUCCCGCAGAUCAUGGGUCCCAUCAAGGCGAACGCAAUGCUGCUUCUUGGUCAAGAGCUCUCCGCCGCCGAAGCGGAGCGGGUUGGCUUUGUUUCCCAAGUGCUUCCUCACGAGCACUUCCACGACGCAGUGCACCGCAAGGCUCUCGAGUUUGCCAAGCUGCCCCCGCAGUCCAUGCAAAUCUCCAAGCGGCUCAUCCGCGAGCGCACCCUCGGCGUUCUGGACGAGGUCAACCGAACAGAGUGCAAGGUGCUUUCCGAGCGCUGGCUGUCUGAAGAGUGCAUGAACGCCAUCAUGGCCUUCAUGGCGCGCAAGCAAAAGUGAAAAAAAAAAUAAGCAGAGGAGGGAGGGCUCUUUGUGGAUGGCCUUUUUUCCUUACAACAGUGCGCCUGUUCCUUCCAAUAAUGAACCUCGUUGUGUUUGUGUAUCCACCACACUUGUUCUUGUUCUUUCUGUAUCUAUAUCAACCCUGAUCCAUUC